Myripristis murdjan (pinecone soldierfish) is the source of this 1528-nucleotide messenger RNA. Its product is annotated as leucine-rich repeat extensin-like protein 5. NCBI's taxonomy places the organism in Eukaryota, Metazoa, Chordata, Actinopteri, Holocentriformes, Holocentridae. The transcript is spliced from 4 exons. The coding region runs from base 76 to 1428 and encodes 450 amino acids. The record is from RefSeq and is a predicted model, not a curated record.
CUGCAGGCCGGUAUAAAGCAGGCAGAUCUGACCAGGUGAAUACACGAGGCUUCAGUCUGCAGCCGAGGGACGGACAUGGAGUUUGGGUUCACUUUCAGGAAUUUCUGGAUUUGUUUCCUGCUGUUUGGCAGUGGUGCUUGUUACCCUGCAACAAAAGGCGGGUAUGUAUAUCCUUACAGACCUAGCCAGGGUUAUGGUGAAGGCUCGGUUACUUCUGGAAACUCCAACUCUCUUGCAUCAUCCGGCCAUCAACCUACAGGCAGCUCAUCCUCCAGUUUUGUGUCGCUGCAGCAUGAGCCAGCAGCUGAGGCCCAUCACACCAGCUCUCCAGUCACCCCAGGAGCUCCCAGCAUGUCCUCGGGCUCUUCUGGCCAUGCUGGACCCUCCUCAAGCUAUGAGCCCCACAACUUUCUUGUAGGACUUUAUUCCAGCCUGUCAAAACCAAGCUCUCAUAAACCCUACAGCCCUGAACCCCAAAAGCCUUCUGUCUCUCAGGAAGUGGAAAGGGGUGAUGCUUUGCAGAGUCCCAGCUCUUCAGGCCAUGUUCCAGGUGGCGUGCCUUACUCCAGCCUGCAGGAUGCCUAUGGACCUAAUGCUGGCAGUGCUGUAUCCACUUAUACCGGCUCAACCUACAGCGGAGGGACCUCUCAAAGUGGAGGUAGCACUGCUGGGUAUGUUAGCCCUCCUGUUGUCCCACCUUCACCCACGGGUUCUGGACAAAAUUCUCCUAGCUUUUCUCCUCAGCCUGAACCAGCCACCAGCGCCCCUGAAGCCGGAUGGUACAACUCUGGUUCCAGUUACCAGAGUUCACAUGCAGAUGUGCAACAAGGUGACGUAUCUGGUCCCAUCUCUGAGGUUUCACAGUUCCCAUCCCAGACUGCCACUGAUACAGAGGGCUUCCAAUACCCUGCGGCCUCUGAGAAUACCGGUGCUGACUUUUCAUACCCAAGUUACGGAGGUGCCUCCACUUAUGAGUUUGCCCCCAGUGAGCCAGGAUCAUCAUCAUUUAGCUACCCAGAAGAACCAUCCUCCUCCAGUGUGUCUGAGUGGGAAGAGCAGCCUGAAGUCUAUGCUCCUGCAGCAGGAAGUUAUGACCCAGCUCCUAGCACCUCUGAGAAUGAAGAGAUGUACCCCAGUUCGGCUGAGGCAGUCUAUGAACCAAGUUAUGGAAUGGACACUGUUCCUCUUCCAGACCCAGGCUUCAUCACCCAGCAGUUUGAGGAGACACCUCAGUUCGUGAGUGAGCCUUAUCCAACCAGCUACAUCAUCCAGUCCCAUAGCGGCUACCAGCGAGGCAGAGUGUCCUUCACCAACACAAAGUACUCCCUGGACACUCCUCAACCACCAGUUCCUCGCUUCAAGCCUGUCAUGCCACAUCGGCCUGUUUCUAGACCAGUUUCUGCCCCAAAAGGGAUGGGAAAAGCCUAAAAGGGAACCUUGGUGAAUGACAGAGCUUCAACAUCCCUGCAAUCAUCUUUAACGGUCUUGAUUCAAUUUGUAAUGGGGAAAUAAAAUUUUUGAAUUUAUA